AUGUCUGAAGAAACUACAUCAACUCUUCCUUUGGGUAUCCUGAACAUCGAGACUCCUUUUUCUCUCGAUUCCUGGUUGACACCGGUCAGCGUUUUUCCUCGGUCCACAGAAAAACGCUGCCUGCAAGCAACUGGAGAUUCCCUUCUAGCGACCAACAACUCAAGGUUCCGCACCUACGGCCUGAAGCUCCUCAACCUCGAUUUAGGACUUCGCCGGGGUUUCCACUUCGUUUUCCUCAUUGCAGAUGUCCGAAAACCUAUUAUCGGCGCUGAUUUCCUCCCCGAGUUCCGAUUAUUAGUCAACCUCAGUGACAGCGCCUUACAUGUUUACGUUUCCCACAAUUGGUGGCCAGAGAGAUCAGCACCUCAACGGCACCCCAACGCUCUCCUUUCACUGACUAUGACUCCCUCAGAACGCAUUUGA
Molecule: messenger RNA, 423 nt
Organism: Rodentolepis nana
Lineage: Eukaryota; Metazoa; Platyhelminthes; Cestoda; Cyclophyllidea; Hymenolepididae
Source: the annotation of a GenBank genome assembly